Molecule: messenger RNA, 443 nt
Organism: Olea europaea var. sylvestris
Lineage: Eukaryota; Viridiplantae; Streptophyta; Magnoliopsida; Lamiales; Oleaceae
Product: low temperature-induced protein lt101.2-like
Exons: 2
Coding region: 61-276 (71 amino acids)
Cellular component (GO): membrane
Source: RefSeq, a predicted model, not a curated record
GUUUAAAUAUUUCAAUUUGCAGUAUCUCUUUCUUGAAUCGUUAAGUGAAAUUAAAUUAAGAUGCCAUCUAGGUGUGAAGUCUUCUUGGAAAUCCUUCUUGCAAUCUUGAUUCCACCAUUGGGAGUCUUCUUUAGACAUGGUUGCUGCAGUUGCGAAUUCUUCAUUUGCUUGAUACUGACGCUCUUAGGUUAUGUUCCUGGAAUUAUUUAUGCUGUAUAUGCCAUCGUGGUUCGUGAGGCAAACCCUGAUGAUGAGUGGCGUCCUCUCAAUGCCUAGUUUUAUUAUUAUUAUUAUUAUUUCUAAAGAAAUAUUAUUACAUUUUCUUUCGUAGAAACAAGUUAUCAUGCAAUAAUUUCAAACUAUUUAUGAUUCAGUACAUGAAUUUACUCAUGUUAACUUCGUUCAACAGACAUUUUGUUUUGUCUUCAUUACAUUGAUUUUUU